Molecule: messenger RNA, 533 nt
Organism: Cajanus cajan (pigeon pea)
Lineage: Eukaryota; Viridiplantae; Streptophyta; Magnoliopsida; Fabales; Fabaceae
Source: RefSeq, a predicted model, not a curated record
AUGGCCUGUCCCCUUAUUCUUUUAGGCAAUCCCAGUGUUCAAUUUACUGAAGAUCGACCUCUUAUGGAGGAAUGUCAAACGCUGGAACUUUUCACUCAGGGUGCCAAGGAGAGAACUCCAACCUUUGGCAUGACUAUGGUUGAAGAGGGGCAAUAUGCAGUUGAUUUCCAUGCACAAUUAUGCCCAUUACAAGCUUUCUCCAUUUGUGUGGCCAUUUUACAUGGUGCGGGGCAGGAGAAAAAACAACAGAUAUCUCGAUGCAAUUCAUUGAAAAUGCUUCUUGAGGAGGAGGUAGAGUUAUUUAUCAACUCAGUCACGAAAGAAGAGAAUAGGACUGUGCCAAAGAUUCAGAAGGGAAUUAAUCUACCCUAUGUGCUAAACCCACCUUUUUCUCCUAUUGCACGAGUAUAAAGUGUAGUGUCCAUACUUUGUAACACCAAAUAGAACAGAAUUUUGUCUAUAUUGUAAUUGGAUAAUCUUAGGGAAAGGGACAAAAGAGAUUAUAGGAAAUGAUUUUAUUCUGAAUUCCAGUC